This is a messenger RNA of Fusarium graminearum PH-1, 1224 nucleotides long. RefSeq lists its product as uncharacterized. The record is from RefSeq and is a predicted model, not a curated record. The transcript is spliced from 3 exons. Bases 1 to 1224 code for a protein of 407 amino acids. NCBI's taxonomy places the organism in Eukaryota, Fungi, Ascomycota, Sordariomycetes, Hypocreales, Nectriaceae.
AUGAAGUUCUUCAGUAUCCUAGGCUUGGGCAUGAUUGCCACAGUUGUUGAUGCAGCUUAUCCCAACCCCGGCAAUGGCCCCGCGGAUGCUUGCUAUACUGCUGUUGCGAAGCCCAACAAUAAGCAACGCACCAGCGACUGCAAGUCAUUUCUUCUCACAACAGUGACUCCCAAGAAGUCUACCAUCUAUAAGACAACUACGAUCACCAGAAAGACUCCGACUGUUACCAAGUCAAUCACUGUCACCAGCACCUCGUCCGCAAUCGACACCAGCAUCAGUUCUGUAGUACAGACCGUGACAGAUAACAUCGUCGUUACGCGAACCGUCGAUCAUACCAAGACCGUGACAGAGCAGACCACAACGACAAUCACAACCGACGUUGCCGAUCCUGCCCCAAGCGUUAAGCGCAAGCGCUCUGUAUCUCGUAUCCCAGAAUACCUCGACAACCUGUGCACCAACUCUGCUCAGUACUCGUCGGCUUGCUCCCGCAUUGGCGUCACUGCCAAGACAGUCACCGGUCCUCGCGUUACUGUCGUUUCCAACAUUGUGCGCGUCAAGAUCCCGCGCGCCACCACGGUUCGCACGACUGUUAGCACCACCUGGGUCACUCAGACGGUAAAGACCACCGUCAUCUUGAAGACGUACAGCACUGAAGAGGUCACCAAGACUAUCGACGUCGUCACUGACGAUGUCACCGUUGCGACAAAGACCGUCACCGAGACCACUACAAAGACAGAAGCAGCCAAACCGCUCGAAACAGUCACAUUCUUUGCAGCUGGUGUCGACGAUCCCGCACUGGGCGGGUUAGGGAUGGCGAACAUUGAGUGGAGACAGGCCGGCAGCUAUUACAUGACCUUCAGCCGCGAUGGAAUUCAGAGCUAUACUUUGAACAAGUUGACUGGCGAGGUAAAAGCAUUUAAUGGGCCAAGCGAUGUGAUUGGCAAGUCUGCUUCAUACAGUUAUUCUCCCGGAAGUGGUAACCCCUUUGGCAAUGCCAUGUUGCAAGCUAGUGGCGCUGCACCCUUACUCUGCAAGGCCGCAAAUGGACCAGGAUAUCGAUAUCUUGAGUGCAAGUUCGACACUAAUAAAAUUGCCGACUUUUGGCUAUGCAAACAGCGCUUGGUCGUCGUGUAUCCAGGCUACAGUCUUUCGAGAUGUUACAUGGAUGGGCAAGCUUACACAGGGUACAAGAUUUCUUACAUUCAGAUACAGUCGGUUCAAUAG